Molecule: messenger RNA, 1342 nt
Organism: Pyricularia oryzae 70-15
Lineage: Eukaryota; Fungi; Ascomycota; Sordariomycetes; Magnaporthales; Pyriculariaceae
Exons: 2
Coding region: 187-1107 (306 amino acids)
Source: RefSeq, a predicted model, not a curated record
GCACAAGCCACCUUCACCUCGAUUGCGUUGGAUUUGCGGCUGCUUGCGUUCCUCGCCUACGCGCAAGCUACCUACUUACCUUACAGCAACAACUGCAGGGCAGUCAGCCAUUGGACCAAACUAUCAUGUACCCGUGUCCUUGAUUUCCUUCUGCAGGGCCUUUGCGCGACUCGAAGGACUUCGCGCAUGCAGCCAAUGGCUCCUCCCACUUCAAGCAUGGUGGUGCUGUUGCUUUCCCUGACGCUACUAGCGUUUGCUGGUGCUGCACAAGCCACCGCGGAUAGCCUGCCAUCAUACCACUUUGGCGCGCCCAUCUCAGUGGAGUGCCUGAACAGAAGCUCAGAAACUGGCGAACACAUUGAGCUUGCAAACCACGAGCUCCAAUGGAUUCCCUUCCCAACCUGUAACGAAACGGGCAAGUCCCUCGAGUUCAACUAUGGCAUCGAGACGGAGCUCAACUGCACGAUCCCUAUGAUUACGGACCCAUUCUUCCAUCUGCUCGAGUUCUACAUUCAUUCGGACGCGCCUCUGGCGUGUCGCCUGCCCUCUAGGCCAUGGCCUCACGUCGAGGCGGUGGGCGAGAAGCCUUUCAAGAUGGAGUACAUACCACUUGUCUUUGCGUUGGCCGGCACGCUGCAGCUGUCGCAUCUGCACAUCAGCACGCACCUCAACGUACUGCUGCACAGCACGCCCAAGCACCACAUCCACCCGCACGACAGCGGCGUGCUGGAUUCGGGCGCCGCAUACAGCACCUCGCCGCUCAGCCACAUUACGGGCCCGGCGGCUCAGACCAGGCGGCUCGUUAUUGGCGACCCGCUGCCGCUCAGCUUCAGCGUGAGGUGGUUUCCGACCCCGGCCCUACCAAAAACGGAGGGCCAUGUCGAAUGGCAGGGCAUGGGAGGACAUGUCUAUGCUAGCACCGUGUUUUACGCCAUAUCUGCGUUCCUGGCGGGAAUGACUUGCUCCUGUGUCUAUUUCUGGGGCUACGUACUGCCUAAGAGGCUCCGUGGCAGGGCGCUGGGUGGAGCCACACCUUUGGGUCAUGGGCUGAACAAUGGUGUUGGCAACGGUUGGGGUAUGGCUCCAAUCAAGAGGGCGAUAGACUAAGCGGGUGGUAAAACUGCAAUGGGAUGUGUGUUAAAAUUGUCAUGUCAGAGCCAUUAUACUAUCAGGUGUACUAGCCUACAUGCAUGAGUACCAAUUUUCUGUGAUUAGACGAUCUGCUUGCUGAAUCGGGAAGGGCAAAAUCUAAAGAGAACCGAUCCCAUUUCGGUCUGUUUGACUGACUGAAUAAUAAACGAGCUCUUGCGAAACCGAGCUCUUCUAUUGGUCCAUGCCUUUG